GCUUUGAAACACACCAACAAAUCACAAACACCUUGCUUUGGUUAUUGGCUAUAGCAAAAAAGAUACUUAAAAGGGAAGAAAUCAAAGUUUGGAUGGAGAAGCUCAGUUUUCAUGUGUUGUUUUGCUUAUUUUUCUGUGCCUUUCUUUUGGUUUCAAGGCCUAUAAUUUCUCAAGAAGUUGAAGAUCAGAAAGAAUUUGAUUAUGAUGAAGAAGGAGAGAAAGGACCUGCACAUUGGGGAGAUCUUAAACGAGAAUGGCAUAAUUGCAAGAUUGGACGAAUGCAAUCUCCUAUCGAUCUAUUCCAUAAGAGAGUUCGAAUCGUAUCUCAUUUUACCGACCUCAAAAUUGACUAUAAGUCUUCUAACGCAACUCUUAAAAAUCGAGGUCAUGAUAUUAUGUUAAAAUUGGGUGAUGGAGCUGGUUAUAUGGAAGUGAAUAGAACUCGAUAUUUUCUUAGACAAAUUCAUUGGCACUCACCUUCAGAACACACUAUCAACGGAAAAAAGUUUGCUUUGGAAGCUCAUUUGGUGCACCAAAGCCAAACUGGAGGUGUUGCAGUUAUUGGAGUUCUUUAUAACAUUGGACGGCCCGACUCUUUUUUAUCUAAAAUGAAGGAACAUUUGGAAGAAAUUUCAGAUACACAUGAAGAUAAAGUAUUCAAUGUGAUUGAUCCAUCUUUAUUGAAGAUGCGAAGUAGUUUAUAUUAUAGAUAUAUUGGGUCUCUAACAGUUCCACCAUGUUCUCAAAAUGUUCUUUGGACUAUUGUUAGGAAGGUUAGGACCGUCGCACCCGAACAAGUGAAGCUGUUGCGCGUGGCUGUUCAUGAUGACUCUGACACCAAUGCUAGGCCUUUGCAACCAAUCAAUCAUAGAAAGAUUCAACUUCGAAUCAAAUCAACCAUAUAUUGAGGAGAAUCGAUUCUACUUUUGUUUUCCAACACAGUUGAUGGUGGCUAUUAAACCAUAUUUUUAUUUUACUUGUUAUGAAAUUCAUAAUAUCUCAAUAAUAAAACAUUUUGAUUGUAUCAAAUAUUGGAUGUAUGAUUGAUUUGGGUAAUUAUGAUAUAUGAAUGUUUAUGGGUACACU
Messenger RNA from Benincasa hispida (wax gourd), 1086 nucleotides. Its product is annotated as alpha carbonic anhydrase 7-like. Gene Ontology annotation, biological process: one-carbon metabolic process. The record is from RefSeq and is a predicted model, not a curated record. NCBI's taxonomy places the organism in Eukaryota, Viridiplantae, Streptophyta, Magnoliopsida, Cucurbitales, Cucurbitaceae. Gene Ontology annotation, molecular function: zinc ion binding; carbonate dehydratase activity.